AUGGAGCUGGCAGGCCUCAAAAAGGCCUUGAUCUUCUUGGACUCCCAUGGCGUGACGGUGAAGCUCCUCGUCACGGACCGCCACGUGCAAGCAAAGGCAUUUAUGAGGAAAGAGAUGCCUCACAUCGUCCAUGAGUUUGACGUCUGGCACGUGGGAAAAGGGGUGAAGAAAGAGCUUCUUGCCGCUUCAAAGACUGCAAUCUAUGCUGAGCUGGCGCUGUGGAGGAGGUCUGUGGAGAACCACCUGUAUUGGGUGGCAGCCUCAAGUGAGGGGGACCCCAGGAUGAUCGUCCCCAAGUGGUUGUCCAUCCUGAACCAUGUACGGGACAUCCACGUACACAGUAAUCCUCUGUACCCAGCGUGUGCUCAUGGAGAGCUGGAGCCUAGGGAGUGGCUUGAUGAUGACUCACCAACGUUCGAGAAGCUUGCUGCAAUCAUCACCAAAAGGCAUCUUCUAGCAGACCUGCCACAGCUCUCAACCCGCUUCCAAACUUACUCGCUGGAGGCAUUCCAUGGGCUGCUUAUUCACUACUGUCCGAAGUCCUGCCAGUACUCAAACAAGGGAAUGAAAGCAAGGACCAUGCUGGCAGUGCUUCAUUUCAACGAGAACAGGAACAGAGCACAGGCAGUCACAAAAGAGGGCGUGGAGCGCUUUAGGGUGAAGCACCCGAAGGCAAAUGGAGGAGAACCAGUAGCAGUACCGGAGAAGGAGGGGCCUACCUAUGGCUACAUAGCAAGGCUCCUUGAGGCAGUCCAGGAGGGGAUGCAGAACAAGGCACUCCGUGCCUGUGUUGCCAUGACUGCUGACGACCCACCGCCGCUCAGCAACUCUGCAAGGAAGAUUUCAAAGGUGGAGCUGGUCCAAAAGCACAAGACAAGGUUUAACAGAUAAGUACCCAUCUCGGACAAACACUGGAAGAUUUUUGCCGGUGUGGCUGCGGUGUCUGGGUUCCACAAGAUGGGGGGACUCCCUCCUACAGGCCCACAUUCCUCUGCGACCUCUCCUGCCUCCUGAUGGCGUGCUCCAAGUCUCAUCAUGUGCACCCAGCUAACUUCAGGA
Ixodes scapularis (black-legged tick) is the source of this 1059-nucleotide messenger RNA. RefSeq lists its product as uncharacterized. The record is from RefSeq and is a predicted model, not a curated record. The transcript is spliced from 6 exons. Lineage: Eukaryota; Metazoa; Arthropoda; Arachnida; Ixodida; Ixodidae. The coding region runs from base 1 to 891 and encodes 296 amino acids.